CUAAAUUACAUAAAAUCUUAAUUUAAAAUGGGAUUUUUAACUAUAGAAAGUCUGUUAUAAAAUAUAGAUUUUAAGGUGUCAUUUGUAGAAUCCAAAAAACACUCUGGUCCCAGUGUAUCGACCUCGGACUGAGCUAAUGCAAUUUGAUGUAUAACGAAAUCGCUCCCCAAGAGAGCUGGCAAUUGUCUUUGGUUGUGGAUGUGUGGUGUCUUCCAGCUUGAGAUGCUCGUGGCACUGAGCUUAGUUUCAAAUCUGUCGCUUCCAACGCUUGCAGGUGGAGUCCCUCUAUCAAAUCCAGAUUAGUGUCGACUCAAACGAAAUGAAUACGAUCAAGUACCUCAAGGAGCUGAGUGAUCAGGAGCGCGAGAAGUUCUUUGAUUCCUUUGACUUGGUUUUCUGCGAUUGCGAUGGUGUCAUUUGGUAUCCCCUGAGGGACUUCAUACCCGGCUCAGCGGAGGCCCUGGCCCACUUGGAGUCUCGCGGCAAACAGGUGACCUUUGUGACCAACAACAGUAUCAGUUCUAUGAAGGAGCACAUCGAGAAGUUUGCUCAACAGGGAAAUCUAAAGAUUAAAGAGCACCAAAUUGUGCAUCCUGCCCAAACUAUUUGCGAUCAUCUAAAGUCCAUUAAUUUCGAGGGACUGAUUUACUGCCUGGCCACGCCGCCCUUCAGGCAAGUCCUUAAGGACGCCGGCUUUCAGCUGACUGAAGAGAGUGGCACUGGCAUCAUCAAAAGCCUCAAGGAUCUUCACGAAGCCAUCUAUGGCGGAGAGUCCGUAGAAGCUGUCAUCAUCGAUGUGGACUUUAAUCUAUCGGCAGCCAAGAUGAUGCGUGCCCAUGUCCAGCUGCAGAAUCCCAAUUGCCUGUUUCUGGCUGGAGCUGCCGAUGCCCUGAUACCCUUUGGUCAUGGUGAUAUUAUAGGACCAGGACCUUUUAUUGAUGUGGUGACCCAAUCCGUUGGCCGUCAGCCAAUUACUUUGGGCAAGCCAGGAGAGGAUCUUCGCCAGUUGCUCCUGCAACGUCAUCCGGAUGUGCCGCCGAGUCGUGUUCUCUUUGUGGGUGAUAGCCUGGCCAGUGAUAUUGGAUUUGCUCAAGCCAGUGGCUACCAGACCCUGCUGGUCCUCACCGGUGGCACGCGGCUGGAGGAUGUACAGCGACUAUCCCCUGGUCAUGCCCAGGUGCCAGACUAUUUGGCCGAUUGCCUUGGGGAUAUAUGUAGAGCUGAUAAUCGUUGAAGUGAAGUGUUUGUGGCUGAUAACUCUCUGGCUCUAUUUUGUUUGUAUUACUUAUAUAAUCAUCGUGACAUUAUCGUCUAUAAACAAAUAACAACAUAGAUUAAAUUUUAGCUUUUGUAGAGCCCUA
Molecule: messenger RNA, 1361 nt
Organism: Drosophila serrata
Lineage: Eukaryota; Metazoa; Arthropoda; Insecta; Diptera; Drosophilidae
Cellular component (GO): cytoplasm
Molecular function (GO): phosphatase activity
Source: RefSeq, a predicted model, not a curated record